This is a messenger RNA of Rhizophagus irregularis DAOM 181602=DAOM 197198, 6046 nucleotides long. Lineage: Eukaryota; Fungi; Glomeromycota; Glomeromycetes; Glomerales; Glomeraceae. The record is from RefSeq and is a predicted model, not a curated record.
AUAAAACAAUUAAUAAUUUCAUUAUUUUCUUGUUUUGAGAAAAUUGAAAGCAUUUAUUAUAAAUUAUUAAUUUUAUUAUAAGCUUUGUAAGCAUUAAACUCAUUACAUUAGAUAGUUAUUCAUUCCCACAAUAUUAUCAACGUAAAUUGGAAUACUAGUUUUGAUGGAUACAGGCCCCAUAAUUAAACUUCUGGAUGACUCUGAUUUUGAAUCUAAUGAUAAUGAACAGAAAUGGGAUAACUUGUUGAAGCGGUGUAUUAAUGCAUCGAAAUCUGAUUUGGAUGAAUUCCUUGUCAAACUUUCAAGUUCUCUUGAUAUAUACCUAUCAAAACUAAAAAUCUUUACAUCCUACCUCCGCAAAAAAUAUUUACAGGUCGCUCCUGUUAAGAAUGUCUUGUUUGCUAAAUUCAUCUCACUUUUAAUCACCAUUGUCAUCACGGAGAACCUGCACAAAUCCGACAUCUUUGGUUUCAGUGAACUACUUCACGAUUGUAUUGUACUUCUCUGGUGGGCUGGUAAUAAAGAUAAUAAUGAACCAAAUUCGGUCUUUAAAUUAAUUAAAUGUACUUUUGGUGCAAUCAUGGAUGCAAAAGUCCUGGAGGUUUUGAUUUCAGAGGUAUAUGGUUAUCGUUGUCUUAUGCGAAUACUGUUUGACUUCAACAUGAUUAAUCAGAUUGAUCAAAGAGAUCUGCUCAAGGCGGUGGAUUUAGUUGCUGUCUUUGUGGGAAAAUGUCCUGAACAUAAAAAUGACUUAUUAUUGUCAGAGGGCUAUACCGUAUAUAAGGCUUGCAGUGCACUAUUGGAAACCCUACCACCCAUGUUCAAAAUUAAUAAUGAUGAACAACAUUGGAACGGGAGGCGAGCUGAUGUGCCUUUAUCCAUUAAAGAUAAACAAAAUCUCGCAUUAUUAGGAAUGAAGAUGCCUCAAAAGACAUCAGAUUUACCUCACUUUUUGCGAGCUAUUGAGCAACGGAAAAUAGAUUCAUUCAAGGAUUUAAUGGGAUUCUUUCCAUGUACAAGUUGCCAUAAGCAGGCACUUAAUAAUAUUGCUCCCGAUAAAUACUUUUUUGAGUCAGCACCACCAAGGUGCUUUCGUCUUCCGUUUGAUUUUAAUGAUGAUGAUAAACUUGGGCCAUGGGAUAUCUUGCUUAGCAAAGAUACAAUCAAAGACUUGCAACAGUUGGAAUCAAGUCCUGAUUUAAUUAGGAAAAUUAUAAAGAAACUCGGGCAAAUAUCGUCUGGAGCGUGGAAUAAACAUGAAUUACGACGUAUAGCAGUGCGAACUAGUGAUAAAAUACAUGUCCAUAGUAUUAUUCCUAUUUACGAGAUAGUACUUCCAGAUAAUGGACCGAAGAUCCUCUGGCAGGUUGAUUAUGGAUUCUCUAUUCGUAGCAACUUAUUCACACAGCAAGUUAAGAUUUGGGCUGUUACCACUAAUAUAUACCGAAUCGAAAUGGUAUUAAAAAACCUCUCAAUAGUUCAUCAAGUUUAUACUCCAAAGCAGAGACGUUGGUGUACGGUCAAACAAAAAGAUGACAUGAUUUUACCAAUGAUUCUUGGGGAUGAAGAAGAUACAGAAGAAAGAUUAUGUAGCUCAAGAACGGAUGAGGAGUUGAUGAUGAUUCAUGAGAUGCUUGUUACUAAUAAGUUUUUUCCAUUAUCAACGUCACUCGUCUUUGGUGGUCUUAAAUUUACUUUCCAAGUAUCCAAGAAAGAGUAUGAAAUUAUUAAUUGUCCUACGUCAGCGAUCAUUAUUGGUCGAUCAGGGACUGGCAAGACUACAUGUAUUUUAUAUAGGCAGAUAGCUUCAUACUUAAAUAGCCAAGACCAUAACAGAAAUUUUUACAAAAGACAGAUAUUUAUUACAGUGAGUUUACCCUUUCGUCGCAAGGUGAAGAAAGAUUUUAACAUGAUGCUAGAAUCCGCGGUACAUGCUGGGAAAAUGAUGACUAUGGCGCAGUUUUACGAAUAUAGAAAAAAGAAAGAAAAAGAAAGUGCUUCCACUUCAGUAAUGCACGAAGAGAGAGAUGAUGAGAAGGAUUUAAAUAGAAUUCCAGACACAUUCAAUUAUUUACAGCUGACAGAUGAAUAUUUCCCUUUGUUUAUUACUUUCGAUAAGUUUUCUAAAAUGCUUCAGGGAACCUUCGGCAUUAACGAUCAUGAUCUAAUCGUACAAAAAAAAUUGGAUGCGGAUAGUAUUGAUCCAUGUAUUAAGAAUAAUAGCCAAAGACCUUCUUUAAAUAAAUCAGAUGAGGAUUACGAUAUCUUUAAAGCAAGGUAUUGGCCCUCCCUUAGUGAUUAUUGUAAGCGAAAAUUUGAGUGCGAGUUGGUUUAUUCUGAAUUUUCUAUUAUUAAGGGUACAAAUCCUGAAGUGGAUUUUCUAUCAAGAGAGGAAUACAGAGACAUCAGUAUCAAGAAAUACCCAGUAUUUUGCUACAAUCGGGAUCAGAUUUAUGAUUUAUUUCAGCAAUAUGAAAAGAUGAAGGUGCGAAAACGUGAUUAUGAUUCGAUGGAUCGAACGUUAGCUAUCUUUCGUUGUGCUAAAAAAAAAGCACUAAGUAGCCUAAAUAUUCAUGAAGUAUAUAUUGACGAAUGCCAAGAUAAUCACAUUGUAGAUUUAGCACUUAUCUUAAAGGUUUUUGACCGUGCUAAUAGUAUUUUUUUAGCCGGAGAUAUAGCGCAAUGUAUCUUUAAAGGAUCUGCUUUCCGAUUUCAAGAUUUAAGAGCCUUGAUGUAUCAGUGGGAGCUUACUCGGAACCAAACCAAACAUCAUGAUAGCAUUGUAAAACCGAAGCAAUUUGAUCUGAAUGUUAAUUACCGAUCUCAUAAUGGAAUCCUUCAACUUGCUGCUUCAGUUAUUGAUCUUAUUAAGCGGUUUUUCCCUGAUUCUAUUGACCAUGAUUUAUCACGUGAACGUGCAGAGAUCGGUGGUCCAAAGCCUAUUGUUGAUGGUGAAUUUAAUAAGAAUUCCUUCUCUACAGUUAAAUUCGGUCAUUCCCAGAUUAUUAUUGUACGUGAUGAAGAAGCCAAAUCACGUUUGAAGAAAUUAAUCGGUGAAGGUGCACUGGUGAUGACUGUGUAUGAUGCAAAGGGCAGGGAAUUUGACGUUGUGAUUCUAUAUAAUUUCUUUACCGAUUCGCUUGCACAUCGAAAGUGGCGAGUAAUUCUUUCUGCUUUAAAAGAAAUUUCUGAGGGUGUUCAGACCUUCUCUCACGAGAAACAUUACAUUCUUUCUUCAGAGCUCAAACAUCUUUAUGUUGCAGUAACCAGAGCUAAGCAGCUUCUCUUUAUAUGUGACGAAGAUACUGAGUAUAGUAUGCCAAUUCAAAAGUACUGGAAUCAUUUUGGGCUAAUCGAGAUCCAAAAUGUAGAUAAAAGAACCCUUUUCACUUAUGCUAAGGAGAGCGAUUCGUGUGAGUGGGACGAACAAGGAAAAGACUUUUUUGAACAGCGACAGUAUGAACAAGCUGUUUUUUGCUUUGAAAAGAGUGGAAAUGAAGAGAGGCAUAAAUUAGCCAAUGCAUAUUAUCUUCGGCAAAUUGCUAAGAAAUCUAUAAACGAUUCUAAUGAUGAUACUAUAAAGUCAAAUUUCAUUCAAGCAGCUAUAGCUUUUAAAGAGUGUCCUCGGCCAAGCGAGGCGGCUUCAUGUUAUCAGGAUGUUAGUAUGUACGAAGAGGCUGGUGAUGUUUUUUCCGAAUAUGAUAUGUUUGAAUCUGCUGCACACAAUUAUCUCAAGGCCAAUAAGUGGAACAAAGCGGGUGAUAAUUUUGAAAAGGCAAAGAAGUAUGAUGAUGCUGCACUCACCUAUAAAGAUGGUUGCCUUUAUAAAACUGCAGCUGAUUUUAUACUGAAACAAAAAAUUAACGAUAAGACGUUUGAGCAUGUUGCUUAUCAUGUCAAAGAACAUUAUCAUACUACCGCCAUUUCGUGUGGUGGAUAUGAAGAAGCUGUUGAAAUGUAUAUAAGAUUAAUUGAUAACGAAGAAGAUAUUAGCGAGACAUUAAAGUUCAUCUUGUAUGUAUGCAGAAUUGAUAUAUUAAGAGAAACAAUGUCACGUAUUACAAGUUCUAGUACCCUAAAAAAAUAUCUUAUAAAGUCGAAGGAGCUUAUCAUGAAGUAUAAAUUACAAUCGACGAGGAAAUUCGAGGAAUGGAACGAACUAAUAGAAGAGUAUAAUUUAUAUUCAGCUUAUUUAGAUAAGGAUGUUGAUAAAGUUCAUAAAUGUAUACUUUUUUUUAAGUAUCGUAAAAGAAUUGCUACUGAGUUUCAUGCAGUAAACAUAUGGCUACAAAUUCUUCCACAAUUAUCUGGUAUUCAGGCCAAGUAUCAGCAUCGUGAACGACUUCAAUAUCUUCUAUGGAUGUGUGAAUUGACCUUUUCUUUAAUUAAUAACGUCGACACUGAAAAUGAAUAUCAGAUAAAAAAGAAUUUUGAAGACAUUUUCUGUAUAAUAGGGGUGAAUGAUUCGAAAAAACGACAAAUUCCAUUUGCUAACCCACUCCUCGAUUUUGCAAGCAAAAUAAGCAAAAUUCACAAAACCAGAAUAGAUGACGCAGAAGAAGCCAUGAAUCAUCAUUAUAAGUUGAAUGAUGUAUACCAGAGAAUUUCACAAUGCCUUACCCUACGUAUUUUUGAGCUCAUCAAGAAUGCCGACCAAAGGGGUAGAGAUAUCCCAGAUAUAAGUUCUCAAAUUUGUCAUAUGUUAGCAUCCUGUCAGAAAUCAGAUUGCCGGAACCACCAUGUGAUACCAACACCAUCAAUUCUGUAUCAACGUCUGGAAUUUAUAUUUUUUCACUACACUGUAAUGAUGAAGUUCGAUGUUAAUGCACUGGAAGAUAAUCAUCUUAAAGAUAAGCAAAUUAUUAAAGAAGUUCGUAACUUACAAGAGUGGUGGGCUGAAAGACUGGUUAAAAUUCAUAUCCGCUAUAAAUCACCACAAAUAAGCUGCCCGGAGGCCACUUGCAUGAUUCUUGCUAAAUUUCCUGCAUACACACGAGAUAGAUUUAUUUAUUUUGCUCGCAAGACAUGGUUGAUUGAUUUUAAGUACAUUAAUAACUUUGAAGUUAUGUUGAAAUGCGUGUUCGUUUUUCAGCGGCUACAAGACAGGCAGAGCAUUAAUAAGAUCAGUUGGGAAAUGUCAAGAUUAAAAAUUCUUUCGCAUUCCAAAAAUUUACCUAUUGGAUUUGAGUACUAUAAAGGACAUCACAAAGCAAUACCGAUUGGAAAUCGACUCUCAUCAUUCUUCUUAUAUCUUUAUUUCAAUGAUGUGAUCAAUGCAAUUUCAAAUAUAAAAAUAUUUAUUCAAUAUGCUAUUAAUAACGUCCAAUCGGUUAAUCUUAUUACGUCUGAUGCUUUUGAUGAUCUUGUAUCUCUUAUAGAAUUUACCGUAUCUUUAAUUUUUACGAUUAAACCUGGAUAUUGGGACUUUUAUAUUCCUCGAGCUUAUCUGAUUAAUUAUUUUGAAGCAUUCAAUAUAGAGCCACUCAUUCCAGGCCAUCAACGUAAUUGUAACACAGUGGAUUAUCUAGUCAUGAUCAAAAAUUCUUUUGAACAAAUCCAACAGCUUCUUAACUUUCUUAUUUGUGAAGAAAUGGUUUACUUGUCAAUUAUUCUUCGCUUGAUACGUCUUUUGAUCCUUAUGAGUAUGAAUGAGCCAAAAUUUACUACAAAGGUUAUUAUUUUUUUCAAAUAUUUGAAUCGCAAGGUUUUUUCCGCAAAAGUUAAAAAAUACCUGGAACAGAAAUCUAUGGAACAGCUUAUUGAUGUUUUGUGUAAUGAUCUUGAGGAAACAAGUCUUGAUUCCCUGAUUAUUGUUCAUUAUCAUGUAGAAGACGCGAGGGUUUUGUCAAAAUUUUCUAAUUUAGAGAAAAAUGGUGUGAUGAAGCUUACAUAUAAAUCUAUUAAAGAAUUCCAUUCUGCUCUUCAGAAGAUUAAACCAUCAAUAAAUUUUCGGGAAAGAGAAAACUUCAAGAUUGGUUUCGCAGGAUAAAAACAAUUAGAAUAAUUCAAGCUUGGAACCAUCGACUAGAAGCUACCAAGAAAAUCC